AGGUGUCCAGGUACCUUUAUAAUAUGAGAGCUUCCAAGCAGUACAAAUACCCAGGUGGGAUAAUACAGUGGGCUCGAUACACCAAGGACCAGUCCAAGAUGUCAAGAAAUGAGAAGAUUUUUGCCAAAUCCCUUAAUGAGCACAAGGACACAGUUACCAUGGCCACCAUGAGAAUCUUUAGAAGAGGCAUGCGGCAACCCCACUAUCACUUCAAUGCCCACACUAUGGGAUAUGUGCUCAGCGGCAGUGGAAGGGUCGGUGUUAUUGAGAAGAAAGCUGUUAACUUCCAUAUCAAGAAAGGCGAUGUUUUCUUCUUCCCCCGAGGUACCCACCAUUACAUUAUGAAUGUGGGAAAGCAGGACCUGUUCAUGGUCAUUGCUUUUAGCACUAAUGAUGAGCUUCAAACACUGGACAUGAACAUCUAUUUCAAGUCCACAGCAGACUUCAUUUUGGCACAGCUCUUCUUGAAGAAACAAGAGGAGUUUCGCAAAAUUCCAUCCUUUAAGGAGGACCAGGACAUCAACUUGCCGUAAUUCAGUAUUGCCAGCAUGAAUGUUGUGCAUUAUGACACUCUUCAUAAACAAAGGUGUAGCAGGACCAAUAUAAGACAUUCUCUAGCAUGUUAUUGUUGGAGGAAAUCAGCUGUAACCAAAAUGUACUUAAUCAGUUCUUAAUUCAGUAUGUUCAAAAGUAAGAGGCACCUCACCGGUCAAAACUGAAGCAGUCUGUGGCUCCUUUGUAUGACCUUCAUA
Megalops cyprinoides (Indo-Pacific tarpon) is the source of this 752-nucleotide messenger RNA. Its product is annotated as nectarin-1-like. Gene Ontology annotation, cellular component: plasma membrane; Golgi apparatus. The transcript is spliced from 5 exons. The record is from RefSeq and is a predicted model, not a curated record. Gene Ontology annotation, biological process: activation of protein kinase B activity. Lineage: Eukaryota; Metazoa; Chordata; Actinopteri; Elopiformes; Megalopidae. The coding region runs from base 24 to 533 and encodes 169 amino acids.